AAUGUAUUCAGAAAGAUUAGUCAGAGUUGCUUUGACUCUACCAAAAGUUGAAGGAAAUCUCAAAUGGGAAUCAGAUGCUUAAACAACUACUUCAAGAUCAAGUAUUAAUUAUUUCUAUCUAUAGGAAUCAUAUCAAUAAACUCUAAACCUUAAUAACUUGGAAAUAGAUUUCAUAAACAUGCAUUAACUUCUGUUACCAAUCCAAAAUAACUUUAACUCUAUACUCCUAUGUAAGAAAGUUUAAGAGCAAAGAGAUUAAAAAAUAUUCCUUAUUAACUUUAAUAUUUCACUCCAAAACUUCCUAAUAAAAAUUUCACUUCUAGCCACUUAAUGAGCAAUGAAUUACUUAAGACUACUACUGAUAAUAUUGAAAACAAAGAUAAAUGGCAAAUUAAAUCCCAUUUUACUAGAACUAAUAAUAUGUUCAGUUUAUGUUAAAUAAAAAAAACUGACAAAUUAGAGAAAAACAAUUAAAAAUCUUAAGAUUUAACUUAAAUAAGAAAAUAAAAUCUACACAAUAUUGAGAAUGAAAAAAUUAAAGUAAAUUAUCUAAUUAAUUAUCUUUAGAGAUAUAAUAAAUAUAGACAAGCAACAUAAAAAUUGAUAGAUCAAUUCGCCUAAUAAUUCAAGUCCAGAGCAAAAAUUGAUAAUUUCACUUUAAAUCUAUGA
Molecule: messenger RNA, 669 nt
Organism: Paramecium sonneborni
Lineage: Eukaryota; Ciliophora; Oligohymenophorea; Peniculida; Parameciidae
Source: the annotation of a GenBank genome assembly